CAUACUCCUCCUCCCCACUCCUCACUCCCACGCCCCUUCUCCGCAACAACCGUUGCGGCUCCAGAGCCCCAGCCUGGCGGCAGCACCGGGCCGGUUGCCAGGGCCCCCGUCCUCUUGCGCUACUGGCCCCGGCGCGGUAAAGGGGGGGCCGAGGCGCAUGCGGAGACCCGCCGGGCAGGCCGCCCACGCCUGACGCCGAGAGGCCGGAGCCUUCGCACUGCCAGGAUGGUCGAGCGCUACGUCUCCUUCACCGACGAGUCCGAGGCCGGAAACGGCGCCCCCAGCGAGUUGGAGGCUGCGUCGUCGCAGGCGCAGUGCAUCAUCAAGGUGUCCUUGAUUGUCGCCUUCGGGUGGUGGGGCUUCGGCCUCUACACCGUCAUCAGCACGGGAUCCCUGGCGGUGCUGGCGUCGCUCGUGGACGCCACCAUCGACUUGGCGGCCCAGGGGGUCCUCCUGGGCGCGAACAUGUUUGCGGAGACGGAGGGCGUGGAAGGGAGUUUCCCCGUCGGGGUGUCCCGCCUGGAACCCAUCGGCGUCAUCGUCUGUGCGACGCUGAUGGUCCUCGCGUCCGGAGCUGUCAUCUACGACUCUGGGCACACGCUGUACACAGCUUAUCCCAAAGGUCCCGAGAUGGAUUUCACCAUCUCUGCGGCGGUCAUGUUGGCAGUCGUGGUUGUCGUGAAGAUCGUCGUGUGGAGAAUAGCCAAGGCCGAGUACGACAGAACGAACAAUGUGUCGUUGGAGGCACUGGCGCUUGACAAUUUCAAUGACAUCCUCUCCAACGCCUCGGCGCUGGUUUUUGCGAGCCUCACGUGCGUCAAGCAGGAGACUUGGUGGGUGGACCCGGUUGGCGGAAUCUUAAUUAGUUGCUAUAUCAUCAGAUCUUGGGUGCUCACGGCCACAGAGCAGGGAAGUCAGCUCGUCGGAGUGGCGGCCAGCGAGGAAUUCCUGUCGUCUGUGAAUGAGCUCGCUGGGAACAUUAAGAACACAGAGCUGGACCUAAUCCGGGCAUAUCACUUCGGUCCGAAGUGUGUUGUGGAGGUCAAGCUUCUCAUGGACAGUGCGACCCCACUACAGGUCAGCCGCGACGUGGAAAUAACGCUGCAGGACAAGAUCGAGCGGUUAGAGGAUUGCGAGCGCUGCUUCGUUCAAAUCGACUACGUGCAUCGCGACGAGGAUGACCACGACACCAACGUUCCCCUGCGUCACAAGACGAAGCCGACGCUCAAUGGGCUACCCACCAGCCCCGGCCUGAAGCUCCGGACGGCCCUGUCCUUCGGCGAGUCGGCCAGGAGGGGAUCUUGCCCCACGGCGGCGGGCGACCGCAGCCGUGGGUGGACCUGGUCCGGCGACAGGCGCACUUCCAGCGGGGGGGACUUGGAUGUUCCCAAAAGCUCGCGCCCAGCGUCGAGCAGCCUGCACUCUUCAAUGAAGAGUGCAGGGACCUUAUCAUCAUCCGAUUCCUCGUCCUCUUCCCGAACUCACGAACCGCUCUGA
This is a messenger RNA of Prorocentrum cordatum, 1497 nucleotides long. NCBI's taxonomy places the organism in Eukaryota, Dinophyceae, Prorocentrales, Prorocentraceae. The record is from the annotation of a GenBank genome assembly.